Molecule: messenger RNA, 2895 nt
Organism: Trichosurus vulpecula (common brushtail)
Lineage: Eukaryota; Metazoa; Chordata; Mammalia; Diprotodontia; Phalangeridae
Gene: FCER2
Product: Fc fragment of IgE receptor II
Exons: 11
Coding region: 22-1053 (343 amino acids)
Source: RefSeq, a predicted model, not a curated record
GCUGUAGCCUCCAAAGCUCUGAUGGAGCCAGAGGCCAAGUGGAACGGCAGCUCAGAGCAAGUGGAAUUCAGCAGGAUGUCCCCAAGAAGCCAGGGAUUCACUAAGCUGCCUGGCCAGAAGACCUGUGGGAAGAGUGUACUUCUCUUUAUCUUUGUGUUGCUGAUCUCCGUGGCCCUAUGGGGAGCACUCCUAUUCUUGUUCCUAACUCGGUUCAAAGAGAUAGCCCAGGACUUGGAGAAGCUUCAGGAAUCCUGUGUGUAUCACAAUGACUCUGGGAUUGUGACUAUCAUCAGGCGGCUACAGGUGGAUCAGUGGGACCUCAAAAACAAUGUCCCUCAGCUCUCCAAGGCCCUGAACAAACUCCAGGAAGACCAAACAACCCUGAAAUCUAAAGCUUCUCAGAUUUAUCAACAACUGGACAGACUUGAAGAAGAGAGAACAGCCUUCAAGUCCCAGGUGCUGAAUGAGAAGAACGCGGCUAUUCAGGCUCGGGGAAAACUGCAGGAAGAGAUCGAGAAGCUUUGGACUGAAUUCCAAAGGGCAAAUGGACGGACAGUUCUCCCCUCUUCCCCCUCCCCAAACUCCACUGCUUCUCAGCUCUCCCAAGGACUGGACAGGCUUGAAGAAGACCACACAGCCAUGCCAACCCAGGGCUCUAUCUGCACAAAUUGCCCAGAAAACUGGCAACUGUUCCAGAAAAAAUGCUACUUUUUUGGGAACGAGCCUAAGACAUGGUCCCAGGCAAAGUUUGCCUGCAUCAACCUCACGGGCCGGCUGGUCAGCAUCAAAAGCAAAGAGGAGCAGGCCUUCCUAACCCAGAAGGCCAACAAGAAGAGUUCCUGGAUUGGCCUCCGAGACCUGGACAUAGAAGGAGAGUUUUUAUGGGUGGAUGGGAGUCCCCUGAGCUACAGCAACUGGAGCCCAGGGGAGCCCAACAACCAGGGUCAGGGGGAGGACUGCGUGUUGAUGCGUGCCAACAAUGGCCGUUGGAAUGAUGCCUACUGCCGGGGGCAACAGGAUGGCUGGAUCUGUGAGAAGCUAGCAACGUGCUGACCACUGACCAUGACCCAAGGCCUACAACCUAAGGCUAGCACCCAGCUUUGGCCCUGACAUAGCAGGGUCAAAAGGUUUCUCAUUUCUCCUCAAGAAGGAACAGGAAGGAAUUCCCCUCCUAAUCCCAGACUUGAAACCUUAUGUCCCUGAUCCUGUAUCCUGUCCCAGCUUCUGGCCCUCCCAUUCUCUUGGCUCUUUGUCCUAUUCCAGGCCUUCCUACUCCUGCACUAGGACUCAAACCCCCAACCCCAGACUCUAGUCCCUUCCCUGAGCUGGGAAAGAAUGACAACCCCCCUCCUAGCACCCACUUUCCCUGAGGUUGAAGGAAAGGCCAGACCUCCAGUCCCAACCUUCCCUAAACUCUCGGCCUUCCAUCCCAAGAUGUCCAGAUAUUCACACUCUUACCUGCUUCCUCACCCACCAAAGACUCUUGGAUAGAGUUUCCAAGGCAUGCCAGGGAAGGCUGACUUUGUCCUGAUGCUUCCCUUCCUCCCACUCUGCCCCAGUGGGUCAAAGAAUGAGGUCAACUUCACACUCUUCUUCUCUCAAGGAAGAAUUGUGUUCACAGGCCAGGUCAACAGCAGCCCACCACUGACCUGAGAAGCUAGAGAUUUUUUCUCAGUUCUUCUGCAACCAGAAGCUUCCUGGGUUUCCCUCACGACCUCUGAUUCUGAUCUGACCAGGCUCAGACCUAGGUUCAAAAGCAGCCACCCCAUUUAUAGAUGGGAGCACUAAGGCUUCUAGCCCAGCCUAUGGCACACUAAGGGUCUAGGACUGCAAACCCACCUGAACCACAGCCAAAUCUAGCUCUUUGAUAAGCCACAUCCCAAGGUCCCCACCUGACCUCACCCCCACCCCACCAGACCUCAUUCCCCAAGUCUCACUUUUGCUCUCCAUCCCUCAGUUCCUCUCCUAGACACACAAGAGGCUGCAGGUUUUCUGGGGUUAUCAUCAAAUCCUGGUCCCUGGUGUCUUCAGGAGGCUUGAAAGAGCAAAUAUAUAUAGAGAGAAUAGUCAAUUAUCUGCCUCCCAUAGGAUUUGGAGAUGGAUAAGCCCUUACAGAUCAAUCAGUUGAAUCUCCUCAUCUUACAUUUGGGGAAAACGUGGCCCAGAGAGAAGUGAUUCACUCAGGAUCUACAGGUAGAAAUAAGUGGCAGGGCUGAGGUUGGAGCCCAGUUCUUCUGACUCCAGACCCAAGGCUUUCUCCCCAAAGCCUGUGCAGAUCCCUUUUGCACUAGUUUGGCCCAGGUCCUGUCAGUCUGUGACCUCCCUGCCCCAAAAAUGCAUAUGAUUCAGAAGCUCACAAGCCCUUUGGCCUGCUAGCCAGGGCAGCCUGCCAGGGUCCACCAGAGCCUUGCUGUACAAGUCUCUCUCCUCUGACCCUCAGUUUCCUCUUGUAUAAAAAUGAGGUUGGCCAGAAGGCUCUCAAAGGCCCCUUCUGGUUCCAAAUCUUGUAAUGCAGCGCUCUGUAUGGGACCUUCCCAUCAUGACAGUGCAGGUAGAGUCUGGCCUAACUCACUAACAAACUGCUGCCCUUGUCCCUCCCUCAUCACUUAAAGAAUUAGUGACAGCUUCUCUGGGAACUCUUCCAGGACUGAUCACAGAAGAGCUGCUUGGCCCUCCCCUGGCCCCCCUGGCCAAACCUUGAACUCUCGUGACUACUUUCCCAGGCUUGUUUUUGCCCAGAUGAAGUGCUGACCCUUUCUCCUCCCAGCCCCAGAAUGUAGCACAUUCCCAGUACAAACUAGUCUCAUUUCUGCAUCUAUUGACAACAAAAGCCUCCUGUUGUUUUAUCCUGAAAUCUCCUCAGCUCAAUGAUUCAACAAACGUUCAUCAAGGACA